This is a messenger RNA of Dothidotthia symphoricarpi CBS 119687, 569 nucleotides long. Its product is annotated as DNA-directed RNA polymeras-like protein III subunit RPC10. The record is from RefSeq and is a predicted model, not a curated record. Gene Ontology annotation, biological process: termination of RNA polymerase III transcription; DNA-templated transcription. Gene Ontology annotation, cellular component: RNA polymerase III complex. Lineage: Eukaryota; Fungi; Ascomycota; Dothideomycetes; Pleosporales; Dothidotthiaceae. Gene Ontology annotation, molecular function: nucleic acid binding; zinc ion binding; DNA-directed RNA polymerase activity. The transcript is spliced from 4 exons. Bases 75 to 401 code for a protein of 108 amino acids.
GUUUCCCGUCACGCACGCUUGCACGCAUCUGUGAAUACCGCGCCAUGUUACUCUUCUGCCCAACAUGCAGCAACAUGCUGCGCGUCUCGCGCGUGCCCCCCGGCGACCCAACGAUCGAAGACUCAGUGGGCCAGAACCGCUUCGAAUGCCUGACAUGCCCGUACCACUUCGUCAUCAACAAGCGCUACUACGAGCGCAAGUACAUGAAGAGGAAGGAGGUGGAGGAUAUCUUGGGCGGGAAGGGCGCGUGGGAUAAUGUGGAUAAGACACCGGUGCAAUGCCCGAACGAGAAAUGCAGGAAUCACGAGGCGUAUUGGUAUCAGCUGCAGAUUCGCAGUGCGGAUGAGCCUAUGACGGCGUUUUAUAAGUGUACAAAAUGCGGAAAGGAAUGGCGCGAGUAAAUUUGAUUGCACAUACCACAUGGAGUUUGGGAGCUUUGGGUUUGCGGUUUCGGUAUACCCCGGUUGAUAUUGUACGAGGUCGAGUGCGAUUAUAUGCAUACGUUCAAUAUAUGCAAUUCCUCUUCCAUACCCAUCUAUUUCAUUACAUUUUAUACCCACCCAUUACCA